Molecule: messenger RNA, 707 nt
Organism: Drosophila willistoni
Lineage: Eukaryota; Metazoa; Arthropoda; Insecta; Diptera; Drosophilidae
Product: bifunctional transcriptional activator/DNA repair enzyme Ada
Exons: 1
Coding region: 118-687 (189 amino acids)
Biological process (GO): DNA repair
Molecular function (GO): methylated-DNA-[protein]-cysteine S-methyltransferase activity
Source: RefSeq, a predicted model, not a curated record
AUCGCAGUGUAAACACACAUAGUAUUAUUUUGUUUUUAUUUAAUUUUUGAAAACUGUUGUAGUCGUAAGAAACUAAUAAUAGCGGCUUUUGAGAUAGAUAUAGAAGGAUCUUUCAUCAUGUGGUUCACCCGAAAUCUCAGCAUUUCCAUAAAUGUCCUACAGAAUUUACCCAAAUCCAUGCAUUAUGGCUUUAUUGAUUCCCAGUUUGGCAGAAUAUUAUUGGGAGUCUCUGCGCCUGGAGACGAUGGAAAUCCAGGAUUCAUUUAUUUGCUAUACUUUGUACAAAAGGACGAUUCCACUUCAAUUGCAAAAAUUGGAGAACAUUGGCCCAAGGUGAAGCUGCAAGAAGAUGAUAUUCUCAUAGAUAAAUGGCGCCAAAAGCUGUUCUCAGAGGACAAAGAGAAUCAUCAGAUUAUUGAGGUGGCUGUCCAUGGUACUGAAUUCCAAGUCAAAGUGUGGAAGGCGUUAACUAAAGUAGAGACUGGCUGCACUUGCUCAUAUGCCCAGCUAGCGGAAAUGGUGGAGCGGCCAAAGGCUGUGCGUGCUGUCGCCACUACAGUGGGACGAAAUGAGGUUUCUAUUCUCAUACCAUGCCACCGGAUUGUGUCCCAGAAUGGACAAUUAAAAUAUGGCUGGGGUGGUCAGCUUAAAAAACAAUUGUUAGACUUUGAAGCAAACUUGGGAUAAAAUUUCGAUUUGAAUGCAUA